This is a messenger RNA of Andrographis paniculata, 990 nucleotides long. Its product is annotated as peroxidase N1-like. The transcript is spliced from 3 exons. The record is from RefSeq and is a predicted model, not a curated record. The coding region runs from base 1 to 990 and encodes 329 amino acids. Gene Ontology annotation, biological process: response to oxidative stress; hydrogen peroxide catabolic process. Gene Ontology annotation, molecular function: heme binding; peroxidase activity. Gene Ontology annotation, cellular component: plant-type cell wall; plasmodesma. NCBI's taxonomy places the organism in Eukaryota, Viridiplantae, Streptophyta, Magnoliopsida, Lamiales, Acanthaceae.
AUGGAUAGAGUGUGUGUUAUUGCGGCGUUGCUAAUAGCAACGGCGGCAUCUUUGCCGGCGCCGUCAUCGGGACAAGCCACAGCAGUGGCGACGAGGGUCGGAUUCUACUCGACGUCAUGCCCCCGUGCCGAGUCCAUAGUUCAAUCAACAGUCCGUUCCCAUUUUGGCGCCGACCCUACGGUGGCGCCGGGCUUGCUCAGAAUGCACUUCCACGACUGCUUCGUCCAGGGCUGCGACGCCUCCAUUCUUAUCGACGGCGCUGCCACCGAGAAGACCGCCGGCCCCAAUCUGCUCCUCAGAGGGUACGAAGUCGUCGACGACGCCAAGCAGCAGCUCGAGACCGCCUGCCCCAGUGUUGUCUCCUGUGCCGACAUCCUAGCAUUGGCUGCUCGCGACUCUGUGGUUCUGGCCGGCGGGGCGAGCUGGGCGGUGCCGACGGGCCGGCGCGACGGGCGGGUUUCGGUGGCAAGCGAAGCUGCGAACUUGCCAGGGUUCACGGAGUCGAUAGCCUCGCAAACGCAGAAGUUUCUAGACAAGGGCCUCAACGUUCAGGACCUUGUCACCCUUGUUGGUGCACACACUAUUGGGACGACGGCGUGUCAGUUCUUCAGCUACCGGCUAUACAAUUUCAACUCGACGGGCAGCCCGGACCCGUCUAUCGACGCCACCUUCCUUCCGACGCUCCUGUCUCUCUGCCCGCAGGGCGGCGACUCGUCGCGGCGGGUGGCGCUCGACAGCGGCAGCGAGGCCCGGUUCGACACGUCCUUCUUGGGCAACCUGAGGGACGGCCGCGGGGUCCUGGAGUCCGAUCAGAAGCUGUGGACCGACCCUUCGACGAGAGCCGUGGUGCAGCGGUACCUGGGCGUGAGGGGCCUCGCCGGGCUGACGUUCGGCGUCGAGUUCGGGAGGUCGAUGGUGAAGAUGAGCAACAUAGAGCUCAAGACUGGGACUAAUGGCGAAAUCCGCAGGAUUUGCUCGGCCAUUAAUUGA